This is a messenger RNA of Cladocopium goreaui, 3114 nucleotides long. Lineage: Eukaryota; Dinophyceae; Suessiales; Symbiodiniaceae. The record is from the annotation of a GenBank genome assembly.
AUGCAAUCACACUUACGUGGUAUUCAUGGGCAGCUGUCUGAUAUCUUAGCAGAUGAUGCAACAGCUGCUUUGGAAGAAGAGAUCAGAACCCUGCGGGGUAGACUAGCUGCAUCAGAAGAGCUGUUGCGGUUGAGACGUAGGGCUGGGCACUUUGAUGCACGCACAGAAGCUUUGAUUGCCGACAUUGCACGUGCCUCCACACCUGGUCCUGUCAAUGUGAUCCAAGAAAGGGCUUCAACUGUGAAUUUGGGCCAAAACAGCAGAGCUGAUGAUGGCCAAGCAGGUCGGGACAGCAGAGGUGAAGCUCGGCCAUCGUUGGAGGUCAGCAGAGCUGACUUUGAGUCACAGUCAGAGCGCGGAGAAGAGGAACAAAUCACAGAAGGGCCUUUAGAAGCCAUCCCUGUUCAUGAUCGUCCUCCUUUCGAGCCGUUGCCAGAGGCCACGGCCAGCGAGAGCUCCUGGGAAACUGGCUUGAGAUCACAGCAUUCAACAGUUACCGUAGCGCACCUUCAGGCUGAGAAUGCACGAUUGCAAGAACAAAUGGGCCAACAGAUGGCAUUGAUGCAGCAGGUCCUGAACACUCUGCAACUCAGCCGGCUGUCAGAGACGCGUCUUCAGGCUUCGGAAAAGUUGCACGCUGAGCCGCUCAAGUCUUUGCCCCAGUUGCCAGAAAAGGUGAGUGCUUAUGCUGUGCACUUGCAAGGUGAGGCUCGCACUUUGUCGCUUGCUGAGGACCAGGACAAAAGCAGCAACAGCAACGCAAGCAAACAACAGCAUCACCCAGGAAACAGCCACGCCGCCACGAAACAGAUGGAUGAGUUGGCUGCUCGAUCCGCUGGCGUGCAUAACCCGCGCCAAGACGACAACAGGCAACCCGCGGCUGCCCGCCCCUGCAAGUUCUUUAGCAAAGCGUCUGGAUGCCGUAAAGGUGGUGCUUGUUCUUGGCGGCAUGCUUGGUUGGAUCCUUCGUCUGGUCGCUGUUUUCACUGUGGCUCGUCUGCUCAGAAGGCGUCGGCGUGCGACCGUCCCACCCGCUCGGAUGGUGGCCCACACAAACCCCUUCCCGCAGGUAAGGCUAAGGCUGCCCCCAAACCAUCCCCCAAGGCCCUUCCAGCACCACAAACAGGAAUUUCUGACGCGUCCUUGGCGGAGUUGGUGGCUAAACAGGUGCGUACCACAAUGCUUGAACUUGUUUCUGAAGCCCGACAGCGUCCUGCUUCCUCUGGUUCCGCUCCGUCUGCCCAACCUGAGCUGCGUGGUGCCCGGUUGGCGCAGGUGGUGUUGCCUGAGGAUUGGCGCUUGUUGCGUGAAGUUGCUGUGAAAGUUGCUUUAGGGCCUGACCAGACGGCCUUCUUGGACGAGCAUGAAGAACUUGUUUCCCCGCAGGCCGGCGACACUGCCAUGUCGUUGGGUCGGUACAUUCAUGCCUUGGACCUUGCCUUCUAUUGGGACCGUGAUGACUGUGAUGAGCCUUUGGCCCGGUGUUUUGCUGCAGCAGUGAAGGAUGUUGAGGCCGAAGAGCACCGUCGAUGUGGCCACCAUCCAUCCCAGCCUGAGUGCGAAAUCUGUCGCUUAGCUGACUCCAGAGGUAGAAUACAUCGCCAUGUCCCAGAUGAUGAAAAGUCACGUCGCGUUUUGGCCUUGGAUUUAACCGGGCCCCACGCAGCAGCAGAGGGUGGUUGGCGUUGGGCUUUGGUGGCAGUUUUUCGCCCUUUGGAAAAAGGCAACCCGUUGCCUUACGUCCGUUGGCUUUUAACCAAGACCCAAACAGAGGUCACUGAAGCUGUGGCAAGUGUGGUCGCGCAAAUUCAGGCGGAGUAUGAAGGCAAGGUUGUGUUCAGGUUGCAUAGUGAUAGAGGCAAACAAUUUGUCAACAAAACUUUGCAUCAGCAUACGCUCCAGCAAGGCUUGUGGUGCACAACCACCGAGGGAAGUGACCCUAGAGCCAAUGGGCUUGCUGAAAGGUAUGUGGGCAUUUUGAAAGAGAAGGCUCGUGCCAUGUUGCUUGACAGCAGGUUGGAUGUAAAGUUCUGGCCAUGGGCUAUGUUGCAUGCUUCAUACCUUCCCCGUAAGCACGCCAAAGGUGAAGAAGUGCCGAAGGACGUGCCUUGCUUUGGAGCUCAGGUGGUGGUGCGGCAAAGGCAAAGGGAUAGUAAUGACUUCAUGCCCAGAGGGCUGUCGGCUCGCUACUUGGGUGUUUGUGAACGAAUUGUAGGUGGCAGCUUUGUGUUGUAUCAAUCUGGCUCGGUUGGGACCACUGCCUGCGCUAGACCUGUCCUUUCCCCUGGUGCUACCCAAACCCCCAACAUAGACUUCGGCAGAAAGUUUCUUGGGCAGAUUUAUGCAGAUUUGGUUGAGGAGGAGCAGGGGGAGCAGGGCACACACCUUGGGACACAACCCCAGCCGGACUUGUCAAGUGAACCGCCUUGGCAAGCAGUGCCCCGCAGAAGGCGUUUGCGUGGAAAGCAAAAGGCGCCACCAACAUGGGAAACACUGCCCCUCUCGUCGGCUUUUCUGGCUCUCGUAGAAAAUGUUGGCGAGCGUGGUGGUGAUGAAGUUUCCGCGCCUGCGGUUUUGCAAGCUGCUGUUGCCAUGGAUCCCGACAGUGUUGCUGUUGAUGUCCCGGCCAAGACCGUUCUUGCGAGUGUUGGUGAAGAAAAGGCGAAGUGGUGGCAAACCGGGGAAACAGAGUUGCAUGGCCUCCAAAGCCAUAUGACUUACGUUCCCAUUGACGCACAGCACAUGCGCCGCUUGAAGGCUGAGGGUGCUGAAGUGCUACUAGCCAAGGCCGUUUGGACUUUGAAGCCUUCUUCCAAGCUGCGAGUUGCGGUUUGUGGCAACUUUAGUGAAAUUUGGGAUGUCGCAGUCGCACGUCCUGUCCUGCGUGAGGCUGCCGGCCACAAGUGGGCAGUUGGCUCCCUUGACAUAAAGUCUGCGUUCCUUAACCCCAUGUUGCCUCAAGAUCGUGUUGUUAUUGUCACUCCGCCUCGGGUGCUUGUAGACAUGGGCUUAAUUCCCGACGGGCAGUACUGGCUUCUCUCUCGUGCCUUGUACGGUCUCCGGGAAUGCCCGCACUUGUGGGCGCAAAAAAGAGACGCCCGGUUGAAUGCUUGA